Molecule: messenger RNA, 3552 nt
Organism: Sodiomyces alkalinus F11
Lineage: Eukaryota; Fungi; Ascomycota; Sordariomycetes; Glomerellales; Plectosphaerellaceae
Product: neutral alpha-glucosidase AB
Exons: 2
Coding region: 182-3142 (986 amino acids)
Biological process (GO): carbohydrate metabolic process; N-glycan processing
Cellular component (GO): glucosidase II complex
Molecular function (GO): carbohydrate binding; alpha-glucosidase activity
Source: RefSeq, a predicted model, not a curated record
UGUCAACUGUCUCAAAUCCAGACGACAACCUUCAAACCACCACCGGAACGAACACCACAAGAGCGGGCUCUUCACAGGACGUCUUCAAUUUCCCAAUGCAUACAUCUAUUUAGAAAUCUCCCCUCUCUCAUCGUUGUCUCUGCUUCUUCAUCUCGUCUCCGUCUUUCUACCCUCGAACCUCAUGGCGUCGAGGUCAGGUCAGCCGUCCUGGAAACGGACAGCUCUCUUGGGUCUCGUGUCCCUCGGCUGCCUUCUCCAACCAGCGGCCGCCGUCAAGGAAUCCGACUUCAAAAAGUGCGAUCACUCCGGCUUCUGCAAUCGCAACAGAAAGUACGCCGAUAAUGCCAUCUCUCAAGGCUCCUCGUUCAUCUCCCCCUACGAAAUAAUCCCAGAAUCCGCCUCCUUCCGCGAUGGGCAGCUUGAAGCCGUCAUACUGAAGACCAUCAACGACCAGGAGGAGACCGUCCGCCUUCCCAUCACCGUCUCCUUCCUCGAAUCUGGCACGGCGCGCGUUACAGUCGACGAAGAAAGACGGCAGAAGAAGGACAUCGAGCUCCGCCACAACAGCCGGGCAAGAAAAGAGCGCUACAACGAAGUCGAAAAGCUGGCCAUUGUCGGCGGCCUGACGCUCGACAGCAACGCCCGGCUCGCCCACCAGGACAAGUCCCACAUCACCGUCAAGUACGGCCCUUCGUCUUCCUUCGAGGCGGUGAUCAAGCUGUCGCCCUUUGGGAUCGAAUUCAAGCGAGACGGCGCCACCCAUGUCAAGCUGAACGACCGUGGCUUGCUCAAUGUGGAGCACUGGCGACCGAAAGUCGAACCGGCGGCCCCCGUGCACCCCCCUCCGGACGGCGAUGACCAGCAGCAGCCCCUCGACGCCGAACCGCCGCCUGUAGAGACGCGCGAGGACGAAACGUCGUGGUGGGACGAGUUCUUUGGUGGCAACACGGACACCAAGCCGCGGGGUCCCGAGAGCGUGGCCCUGGACAUCUCCUUCGUCGGCUACGAACAUGUGUACGGCAUUCCCGAGCACGCCAGCUCGCUGUCCCUGAAGGAAACGCGUGGUGGGGAAGGCCAGUAUACGGAUCCCUACCGCCUGUACAAUGCGGACGUCUUCGAGUACGUCCUCGACAGUCCCAUGACACUGUACGGGUCUAUCCCUUUCAUGCAGGCGCACAAGAAGAAUUCCUCCGUCGGCGUCUUCUGGCUGAACGCCGCCGAGACGUGGGUAGACAUCACGAAAGCCAAGGCUAGUUCCAACCCGUUGGCCAUCGGUUCCAAGACGACGACCAACACCCACUGGAUGUCCGAGAGUGGUCUCCUCGACGUCUUCGUCUUCCUCGGGCCGACGCCUCACGAGAUCACCAAGGACUACAGCCAACUCACGGGCACGACGACCAUGCCCCAGGAGUUCGCCAUUGGUUACCACCAGUGCCGCUGGAAUUACAUCUCCGACGACGACGUGAAAGACGUCGAUCGCCGGAUGGACCGUUACCAGAUCCCUUACGACGUUAUCUGGCUGGAUCUCGAGUACACCGACGACCGCAAGUUUUUCACCUGGGACGCGCACAUGUUCAAGGACCCCAUCGCCAUGGGCGAGAAGCUACAGGAGAGCAAACGCCAGCUGGUCGUCCUCAUCGACCCUCACAUCAAGAAUAAGGAGGGCUACAGCGUCUUCACGGAACUCAAGGCGAACGAACUCGCCGUCCGUAACAAGGACGACAACAUGUACGACGGCUGGUGCUGGCCCGGUUCGUCCCACUGGGUCGACUGCUUCAACCCCAAGGCCAUUGAAUGGUGGGCGACGUUGUUCAAGUAUGACAAGUUCCAGGGUACCCUCGAGAACACGUUCAUCUGGAACGACAUGAACGAACCGUCCGUGUUUAACGGGCCCGAGGUGACGAUGCCCAAGGACAAUCUCCAUUUCGGCGGCUGGGAGCAUCGCGACGUGCACAACGUCAACGGCAUGACCUUCCACAACGCAACCUUCCAGGCGCUUCUCAGCCGUAAAGCGAACGAGCUCCGGCGGCCGUUUGUCCUGACUCGUUCCUUCUACGCCGGCUCGCAGCGGUUUGGCGCCAUGUGGACGGGCGACAACCAGGCCGACUGGGGCCAUCUGGCGGCCUCCCUGCCCAUGAUUCUCAACCAGGGCAUCGCCGGCUUCCCCUUUGGAGGCUCCGACGUCGGCGGCUUCUUCGGAAACCCGGAGGCGGAGCUGCUCACGCGCUGGUACCAGGCGGGCGCCUUCUUCCCCUUCUUCCGCGCCCACGCCCACAUCGACGCGCGCCGGCGCGAGCCGUACCUGCUGAGCGAGCCGUACCGCGGCAUCGUCACGGCGGCGGUGCGCCUGCGCUACAGCCUGCUCCCGGCGUGGUACACGGCCUUCUUCCACGCGCACCGGGACGGCAGCCCGAUCGUGCGGCCCAUGUUCUGGACGCACCCGUCGGAAGAAGCCGGCUUCGCCGUCGACGACCAGCUGUUCCUGGGCUCGACGGGCCUCCUCCACAAGCCGGUCGUCGAGAAGGACACGGAGUCGGUGGACAUGUUCAUCCCCGACGACGAGGUCUACUACGACUACUUCACGUACCGGCUGCUCCCCACGGCGAAGGGCAAGCGCGUCACCGUGGCGGCGCCGCUGGACAGGACGGGACUGCUCAUGCGCGGCGGGCACAUCGUGCCGCGCCGCGACACGCCCCGCCGGUCGGCGCAGCUGAUGCGGUUCGACGACUACACGCUCGUGGUGGCGGUCAACAAGGCCGGCACGGCCGAGGGCGAGCUCUACGUCGACGACGGCGACUCGUACGACUACGAGGGCGGGCAGUUCAUCCACCGCGCGUUCCGGCUCGACACGGCCAACGGCGGCAGCAUCACCUCCGUGGACGCCCAGGGCCGGGAUACGAAGGCCAUCCAGCCGGGCGCCUGGCUGAAGGCGAUGGAUGCGGUGCACGUCGACAAGGUCAUCGUGGUCGGUGCUCCUGCGGCGGCGUGGAAGAACAAGGCGGAGGUGACGGUGCAGUCUGGGGCGGAGACUUGGACGGCGCCUGUCAAGUACUAUGCUGCGGAGCAGGGACGGGCGGCGUUUGCGGUGAUUGGCCGUGUCGGGGCGCGCAUUGGGGAGGACUGGACUGUGAAGCUUGCGUAAAGUGAGGCCCCGUUUCCAAAAUUGUCGGCAAGCUGGUGUCCGACGAUUUAAGCGGGGAUACCUCGGGGGUUGUCGUUAUGCUUCGCUACGGAUAUGUGUGUGUUGGGUGCGGUCUUUCGCGCGGAGGUUGUAAGGCGUUGGGAACGAGAGCAUAUGGUGAGGUACUACAGAUAGCAUGGACAGCUGCAUAGAAGGAAGACAGUCCAUCCGACAGAAACGAAGAUUAGGUAUGCUUCGGGCGAGUAGACAAGGCACUAGACAAAGAAAUCAAGGUCAAGAUCCGAAGCAAGUGUGUCGCACAACCCGGAGACGAGGGAUUCGAGGGCAACCGGUCUGGAACGUCCAUCGGUUUCUCGAUCGAGCAUCGGCCCGAGCCGGUAUGACUGUCACUGAAUUGACGAGGUUCCGUU